UUCUUUGGUUAUCUGAGCCUUGGUGAGAACUCUUCCGCUUUUGCCCUUGGUUGUUCUCCUUAUUUACGUUUAUACCAUUUCCCGGUUAUAUGAUAGCUGCCGACCACCGGGAAACUGAGAGCCACCGCUCUUCUCCUGCUCUCGGAUUCCCUCGCUUCCGAUUUUUCCGGUACCGUCGCUUGAGGUGAUCGGUGAGCCAAAUAUCUAUAAAUUAGUAGGGAUUUGAAUUUUCCAAAUAUAUAUUUUUCGUAUUGUAUCCUGGUUGAUUAAAUGCCAAGCCCAAAGAGCAAUCGGCGAGGGAACGAGGAGAAGAACCGGAGAGGAAGACUGACGGAGAAAGCGUCGUCGUUUCACGGAAAGAGCUUCGCUGAGGCGGCCUCUCAACUCCGGCGUCCGAAAACUCUACCGGACUUGCUUCCGAGUCGAAGUCUGCUCACAACGUCGCCGUCUUCAUCUUCUGAGGGCAAAGGACGGCCGAUUAUGCUGACGAAGAUUCUUCUGAACGUUACGAUCCAAGGAAGCGUAGGAGCGGUGCAGGUGUUGAUAUCGCUGGAAUCGACGGUUGGAGAUCUGAUUGCGGCGGCCCUGAGCCAGCACGCCAAGGAAGGUCGCCGUCCGAACUUGGUCGCCACCGAUCCUUCGAGAUUCAACCUUCAUUACUCUCAGUUCAGCUUAGAAUGUUUGGAUAGGAAGGAGCAGGUGAAGGAAUUAGGAUCACGAAACUUUUUCAUGUGUCCAAGUAAAACGACAAUGGUCGGUGCCGCAACGACGUCGUCUUCUUCGUCAUCAUCAUCAUCAUGUGCCACGGAGGCUGACAAAGUAUCAAAGAACGGCUUCAGUUGGCUCAAAUUCAUGGAUUUCAAGCUUUAGUUCGUUUAUCUUAUAUAUUGACUUUUAUUUGUUUAAAAAAUAAAUAAAAUAAAAGUCAAUAAUUUUUAAUUAUUUGUAAAAUGUAUAUAUAUUAUAUAGUUUGGAAAAAGCUUUAAUUAGUUUUUUUUAUUUUUUUUCUCUCGAAAACAAAAAUUGUUGAGACCUCUUUCUUAGGAAAAUAAAAUAGGCUUGGAAUUUUUUUUAUUUUUAAUUAUAUUUUAUUAGAUAAGUUUUUUUUAGUAAAAUAAUAGUUGAAAUUGCAAAACAUGUGGUGUGAAUUGAGUUGAAUUAUUGGGGCUGUGGACCCUUAUUAUCAAUUCAUAUACAGUUUGAAAUU
This is a messenger RNA of Humulus lupulus (European hop), 1207 nucleotides long. RefSeq lists its product as uncharacterized. The transcript is spliced from 2 exons. The record is from RefSeq and is a predicted model, not a curated record. Bases 271 to 870 code for a protein of 199 amino acids. Lineage: Eukaryota; Viridiplantae; Streptophyta; Magnoliopsida; Rosales; Cannabaceae.